Pocillopora meandrina is the source of this 735-nucleotide messenger RNA. The record is from the annotation of a GenBank genome assembly. Lineage: Eukaryota; Metazoa; Cnidaria; Anthozoa; Scleractinia; Pocilloporidae.
UUUAGGUCGCAACGAAGCCAAGUAUACCCGCUGAUGUUUGGUUCACAAACGAUUCCUGUUUUCUGUCACAUGGGAAACUUUGGAUGUGGGGAUGGAGGAUGGACGCUGGCCAUGAAGAUUUCCGGCACGCAGGUUAACUCCCUGUCUCCUGUGCGAAACUCUUGAAAUUUUUGAAAUGAACAUAGGCAAAUCAAAAAUGGAAUUCUUGUCUUUCAGAGAACUUUCCAUUACGAUUCCCAAUUCUGGAGCAACAGAGAUGCCUAUAACUUUGCUGGAGGCAAGACUGGCUUUGAUUCCCAAGAGACUAAGUUACCAACCUACUGGAACACAUCCUUCUCCAAGAUCUGCCUCGGUAUGAAGAUUAAUCAUCAGCUCAGGUUCAUUGUCAUCAACAGGCACGCCAACUCACUGUUCUCACUGAUCGCUGAUGGGAAAUACCGUGCCACCUCACUGGGUCGUAACACGUGGAAGUCGCUGGUUGGUCCACAGGCUUCCUUGCAGCUCAACUGCAAUAAGGAAGGAUUCAAUGCAGUGGGAGACAGCCCUAGUCAUUCCAAAGCAAGAAUCGGCAUCAUUGCUAACGAGCAGAAUGACUGUGGUUCCUGUGACUCCCGAAUUGGUUUUGGCACAGGAGGUUUCUCUGAUGAUUCCAACACGUGUGGAAAUGAGGCAACGUACUCGCCAGAUAAUGGAAACAAGCACAUCAAAGCCAUGGGUUACAUCCUGGUACAGUGA